CCCGGGGUUGAGGCUGAGCUGGUGGCCGCCUCACUUGAAGGGAAGUCGGAGAAGGGACCACGACACUCAGCGGAGACAUGUAAAGAUGGCGGAACUACAAAUGUUGCUCGACGAGGAGAUCCCGGCCGGCAAGAGAGCGCUUGUCGAGAGUUACCAGAACCUAACCCGAGUCGCGGACUACUGUGAAAGCAAUUAUGUGCAGGCCCAGGACAAGAGGAAAGCUCUGGAGGAGACCAAAGCUUACACCACGCAGUCGCUGGCCAGCGUGGCCUACCAGAUUAAUGCCUUAGCCAACAACGUGCUGCAGCUGCUGGACAUCCAGGCCUCGCAGCUGCGGCGCAUGGAGUCCUCCAUCAACCACAUCUCGCAGACAGUGGACAUCCACAAAGAGAAGGUGGCGCGACGGGAGAUUGGCAUCCUGACGACCAACAAGAACACGGCGAGGACCCACAAGAUCAUUGCGCCAGCCAACAUAGAACGCCCCGUGCGCUACAUCAGGAAGCCCAUCGACUACGCCGUACUGGACGACGUUGGACACGGAGUCAAGUGGAUGAAAGCCAAGCAGCACGGAAACAAUCAGUCAAUCCGAGCAGGAACCCUAUCGCGGACCAACCCGCCUACGCAGAAACCACCCAGCCCGCCCAUGUCGGGUCGCGGGACGCUUGGGCGCAACGCAUCCUACAAAACUUUGGAGCCAGUGAAGCCCCCGACGGUGCCCAACGAUUACAUGACCAGCCCGGCCCGCCUGGGCAACCAGCACGCCACGCAGCACAGCCCUGGACGCACGGCCUCACUCAGCCAGAGGCAGCGCACACACAGCGGCAGCAGCGGGGGCAGCAGCAGCCGGGAGAACAGCGGCAGCAGCAGUGGCAUCGGCAUUCCCAUCGCAGUACCUACACCCUCCAUUCCCAACUUGGGACCAGUCCCAUUCAUGACCUCGCCUCCGGGUGUGCCUCCUCCGCCUCCCCCUCCGAGCGGGUUCGGUCCACCACCACCGCCGCCACCACCUCCUCCACCCAUAGCGGUGGCCCCCGGGCCUGGCCUGGGUCCCGCCCCGAUGUCGCAGUUCGGCACCAUCUCGCGACAGAUUUCGCGGCACAACCCCGCCAACUCGUCCGUCUCCAUGGUGUCGGCCACCGGCACCUACCGUCGGGCCCCUUCCGUCACCUCACAGUUCUCCUUGCAGCAACAGCAGCAGCAAAUGCAGCAACAGCAGCCUCAUAUUAACGGGGGCACGCCCGCUUACAGCCACAACUCAAUGUGCGUGCCCCCCCCUCCUCCUCCCCCCAUGCCCCAGCUGACGCCACAGAUCCCCCUGACUGGCUUUGUGGCCAGGAUGCAGGAGAGCAUCUCCGACACCCCGACUCCGCCCCCGCCGCCACCCCCGGACGACCUGGCCAUGUUCGACGAGUCCCCACCGCCGCCACCCCCUCCCCCGGUGGACUACGAGGAGGAGGAUGCCUCAGUGGUGCAUUACAACGACCCCUAUGCCGACGGAGACCCCCAUUGGGCACCCAAAAACUACGUCGAAAAAGUGGUGGCCAUCUACGACUACAGCAAGGAUAAAGAUGACGAGCUGUCCUUCAUGGAGGGCGCCAUCAUCUAUGUGAUGAAGAAGAACGACGACGGCUGGUACGAGGGCGUCAGCGGCGGCGUCACCGGCCUCUUCCCCGGCAACUAUGUGGAAAGCAUCAUACACUAUGCUGACUGAAACGCGACCAAGCAAGAUGAGAAACUGUACAAGUAGUCUACGGUGAGCCCCCGCUUGCCAGGGAUACGUUCCAGACACACCCGCGAUCCAGAGAGGACCAGACACGGGCCACACCCAAAAAAAAAAGUGGUUAAAAGUCUGCGACUGUUCGGCUUGCACAAAUAAUGAGCUGCAAUUUAGUGGGAGGGGUCACUGCAUUGGGGCGUUUCUACGUGGGUGGACAGACAACAACAAUUGAAGGAUGUGGAAAGAUGGCCGGCUGCUCCAACAAGGAGCUUUGAUGGAGAUGUGUAAAAAAAAAAAAAAUCAGUCGGCGGCGUUCUCUCUAUGCUGUAAA
Messenger RNA from Syngnathus typhle (broad-nosed pipefish), 2048 nucleotides. RefSeq names its product abl-interactor 1a (gene abi1a). The record is from RefSeq and is a predicted model, not a curated record. The transcript is spliced from 12 exons. Gene Ontology annotation, molecular function: SH3 domain binding. Bases 86 to 1711 code for a protein of 541 amino acids. Gene Ontology annotation, cellular component: lamellipodium; intracellular anatomical structure. Lineage: Eukaryota; Metazoa; Chordata; Actinopteri; Syngnathiformes; Syngnathidae.